Molecule: messenger RNA, 951 nt
Organism: Phytomonas sp. Hart1
Lineage: Eukaryota; Euglenozoa; Kinetoplastea; Trypanosomatida; Trypanosomatidae
Source: the annotation of a GenBank genome assembly
AUGGGGAUGUAUGAGAAGCGCUUGUCGGCCUGGUCUCGGGAAAAGGUGCUUAAUUCAUGGAUGUUCGACUCUUUUUUAGAGAUCUGUGGUUCGGAGUUCUUUCGGAGAGAAUCAUCGGAGGAAGGCGCCAAGACGAGCAAGGUGGAGGCUUCUUCCAACUUUCCGUUUAUUCCUCCACAGAUGCCUCGGGAGACCCCGCAUUCGCCGCGAUCCUGCGCGGUGCGGCUUUCAAAUGGGGUGGACGCCGUCGAGUCCGGGACGUCUGUCUUUUCCACCCAUAUUGGGGAUAAUAUGGUGAAGUUUAUCUUUGAGACCCCCCUCCCGGGUGCCGCCGCGGCGGUGGGGGGAAGGUUACCCCAGGACGGGCUGGGCCUAAAGUCUCGCCUCGUGAAAAUUCACAUGGACGCGUGCUUGGAAUGCCAUUGGGUGUUGCUCCUCCACGCGUGGUUCAACACCGCUUACAUCCAAAUGCUGGCCCUGAUCGCGCUGGACUAUCUUGAGAGGCAUGGGCGUUUUUUGAUCGAAGCCGCGCGUCAGCUCUUUCUUCUCGAGGCCGCACAUCGCUGGGCGAAUUCGGCGGCUGGGCCGCCGCGAGCGGACAAGACGCCUGGUCGGUCGUCCACUUGGAAUUUCUACGCCAAGGCUAAGAAAAACAGGCUGCUUCAACGCAUCAUAAAAUGGUCCUCGGGACGAUCAACGCACGGCGCGUCCACCGCGUCGAAUAAACCGGUCGCGCGUUUUCCUGCGCUUUCGGCAACGCGCAUGGCCUCCACCGAUGUCGUCUUCAUGGCGCAAGGCACCUCAUCGGCGUCAAAGGCGAAAUCCAGCACGAUUCAAUGUAUUCCUUUGAUAAAACCCAGUAAACUGACUGAACCAAUCUCCAAUCCUGCCAAUGAGUUCCCCAAAGUCGUCCCUCUGGAGGUUCCAACAAUUCUUACCAUACAAAAAUAA